Panicum virgatum (switchgrass) is the source of this 777-nucleotide messenger RNA. RefSeq lists its product as uncharacterized. The transcript is spliced from 2 exons. Bases 244 to 645 code for a protein of 133 amino acids. NCBI's taxonomy places the organism in Eukaryota, Viridiplantae, Streptophyta, Magnoliopsida, Poales, Poaceae. The record is from RefSeq and is a predicted model, not a curated record.
CAUGCGCCGUCCGACCCACCUAAUUGCCCGAGGCCGCGCUGGCCUCGUCCGCUUCCCCGUGAAGCUUCCUCCUCCGCCGCCUUCCCCUGGAGCGCUCGCGCAGCGUGAGGCCCUCCGUGCCGCAGCAGAAUUCUUCUCCAACCGCGGCUCCGACGACGACGGCAGCGGAUCCGAGUCGGAGGGCGAGUAGGAAACUAGGAAUGCAGGAUACAGCGGGGUUCCGGCCUCGUCACCUUCCCCGUGAUGCCGCCUCCACCGCCGCCUUCCCCCGGUGCGUUUGCGCAACAUGAGGUCCUCCGCUCCGCAUCGGAGUUCUUCUCCAACCACGGCUCCUCCUCCUCAUCCAAUGAGGAUGGUGGCGGGUCCGAGUCGGAGGGCGAGCAGGACACAACGGAGUUCGUUCCGGGGCCUGUUCGAGCGGGGUGCCGCGUUGAGGGGCAAGUUGGGUCCUGUAGGAGCUUGCAGAUGAAAUGGAGUCCUAGCAAUGGGUCCGCACUACGCUGGCUAUGGUGGGCUCGUGAAGAUGCUAUUCGUGGAGUAUUCUCGCCCAACAUCCGCUUGAUGAAUUGCAUCAUCGUGCUUGAUUUGAUCCUGCUGAAGACAAUGGCGUACCACCAUAUUCUAGUUAAUAAGCAUAGCAUGUGAUGUCAUCUGUUGAUAAGAUAUGAAUCUAUGAUGUCCAGACAUACUAACAUUCCAUUCUCACUGGUGUUUUAUUGGCACUUGAGGCAAUUAGUUCGCUAAAUAGGUAUUUGGUACUGCCUAGAGUAUCUUUCA